Molecule: messenger RNA, 618 nt
Organism: Rotaria sp. Silwood1
Lineage: Eukaryota; Metazoa; Rotifera; Eurotatoria; Philodinida; Philodinidae
Source: the annotation of a GenBank genome assembly
AUGAACGAUCAUAUUACGGAGUCAUCUACAACAACUAAAACAUUUCGUUUUAGUUCAGGUCAACUAUUGACACUGACUGACGACCAAAUCGAGAAAAUUCCUUAUUUAACUGCAUUGGUCUCUGCUGGACCUAGUUUUGAUUCAAUUAAACUCAGUAAAGGAUAUUAUUUACUCGAUUCUAACAUCAAUUACAGAGAUUUUCUGUUUGUUCUUGAGUCAAUUUCAUUUCAUUCGAUACGAAAAAUAUUUAUUCGUCUACCUAAAAAUUAUAAUGUUUUGGCUAUUAUUGCUCUGUUGGAUUUUCUUGCUAUUGAAUCUGAAAGAGGUCCAACUCUCGAAGAAGUCGAUUCGAAAAUUUUUUGGAAUUUUCAGUUUGGUGAUAAACUAGGUCAGUAUCAAUUUAUUUAUCUACCAUCUGAUAUUCAAGAUAUGGCUGUUCGAUUUGCCAUUGCUAUGACAAAAGAAGAAUAUGAUUUUACAAAUCGAAAAGUAAUCGAUCAAGUAUAUUGGUUCAUUAUGUUUAUUCUUAGUUGUUAUGAACUAUUUGAAACAAAUCUUCGUUAUCAUGUACACAAAACUGCUCAAAAUUGUUUUCUAUAUUUUGUCCAUCCUUAUUAG